This is a messenger RNA of Brassica rapa (field mustard), 2667 nucleotides long. RefSeq names its product FT-interacting protein 3. NCBI's taxonomy places the organism in Eukaryota, Viridiplantae, Streptophyta, Magnoliopsida, Brassicales, Brassicaceae. The record is from RefSeq and is a predicted model, not a curated record.
GAAGUUCUAAUCUGUUAGUGGUCAAAGGGUCAAAAAUUAAGAGGAUUUAUGUUCAGCAGUAAUAUGACUCUUGUUUAGCGUCCAAGUUAGGUCUUUCAGCAAUAUUAACCAAUUCAACGUGUUUCCUCAAUUUCUAAAAUUUAUUUGUGUAUAUAGAAUCAUUUUGUUCUUUGUAUUCAUCUCUCUUCUAUCUCUUGGUUUUGUUACAGAUAUGGCUCAGUACACCGUUAAGAAAAUCUCUCCGAAGCUCGGAGGAGAAAGAGGAACUCGAAACCCUAACGGCCCAACUUCUUCAUAUGACCUCGUCGAGCCAAUGGAGUUUCUUUACGUAGAAGUAAUCAAAACCAUCAACAAAUCUGUCCUAAACCCUAUCACCCACGCAUGUAAACCUAUCGUUGAGAUCACUCUCGGCAACUACCAAUCCUCUACCAGAGAUCUACCAGUGGGACCAAACGGGGCCUGGAACCAAGUCUUUGCUUUCGACAAAUCUACAGCUGAUGUCUUGUCCGUUGCCCUAAAAGACGGUCAGUUUCCUAACAAUACCUUGAUCGGCAAGCAAAACUUCAAGGUGGCUGCUGAUAUUCCGUCUAGGGUUCCUCCCGAUGCAAGAAUGGCUCCUCAGUGGUACCCUAUACCGAGCACUGUGGAAGGUUACCACAUGGAGUUGCUGAUGUCGGUUUGGUUCGGUACACAAGCGGAUGAGGUUUACUCAAACGCUUGGUUUGCCGAGGCGUCUCUUGUCAGUGCUAAAUACGUGAAAAACACGCGACCUAAACUCUACCUAGCUCCAAGGCUCUGUUACGUUAGGGUUACGAUUGUUUCAGGCCAUGAUUUGCUUGCUAGCGAUGCAAAACGAACACCUAACGUUUACGUGAGGGCAAUUCUAAAUGAAAACCUUACAGGUGAAGUCUGUUUAAAAACCAAGCCAAUCGAAAGCGAGAACCCGUCUUGGAACCAAGAUCUCAUCUUUGUAGCAUCAGAGUCGUUAGAAGGAACGGUCAAAUUUGAGCUUUGGGAUCUUAUCGGCAAAGGCCCCCCUCACCAACAAUGCAUAGGGACAUUAGAAAAGAAGCUAUCAGAGAUGACAGCGCUUAAAGUUCCAGGAGCCGCAUCGGCUCUGUUCUACGACGUUGAACCAGGCGGUAAGAUCAUACCGGAAGGCGACACGAGGCGGUUCUCCUGCAGACUCAAGAUGAAGCUAGCCACUGAUCAGUCCUACCACGUCUUUGAUGAAAGCACCCAAUACUGUAGCGAUUACCGAGCUUUCGCAAAAGGGUUAUGGCCCGGUACGUUAGGGAAAUUAGAAGUUGGUAUUCUUGGUGCAACCGGUUUAACACCCGCGAAAAACGUGGAAAAGCAAAGGAACGCUUAUGUUGUGGCCAAGUAUGGUAAUAAAUGGGCCAGGACUCGAACCAUGGUCAAUAACAAGUCGCCUAAGUGGAACGAGCAGUAUUCUUGGGACAUAUACGAGAAGUAUACUGUCUUAACGCUUGGAGUCUACGACAACCAUCACAUCUUAAGUAUGAAUGACGGCGACCAUGUCCCGCUCGGGAAAGUGAGGAUCCCAUUGAGUUUACUUCAAUGGAACAGGAUCUACACUGGUUCUUAUCCGAUCCUGGUGUUAGGGAAAGAAGGUUUAAAGACAACAGGUGAGAUUCAGCUCGCGGUUCGCUGCGCUUGUCCACCGUCAACGUUAACGUUCUUUCCACCUUCCUACGCGUUUGCUACGGCUCCUUUCCGUUUGCUGUUACCCAAGUCUCAUUACAAGUCUCCACUAGGGUUUCCACAGACCGACCAACUGCGAGAGUUAGCUGUCGGUGUGAACUGUCAGAACCUGGCGAGAACUGAGCCGCCAUUGAGAACUGAAGUCGUUAAGGAUAUGUUGUCGCCGAAGAAUAAUAACUUCAGUAUGAGAAAAACCAAAGCUAAUGUCGCAAGGCUUUAUGACUUCUAUACGUGGCUCUCAAGCAAGUACGGUCGGUUAGAUGCAGAGGUCAGGUCCACGACAGAUAACACCCCGAAGUGGAUCACGUUUGCUGUCUGUUUUUGUGUUCUUUGGUUGUUGCCGCCGUUAACGCUGGGGUUGGUGGUUUAUCUAUAUCCAUACUGCCUCGUGUCAUUCAGUGUUUACGUAAUGAUCAAGGUCCUGGUGGAAUAUUACAAGACGUGGAAUGGUACUGGUCCUCCUCCUCCUUUGGUUCUCUUCGACGUGAAGCUCUCGAGGCUCGAGAAACUCGACGACACGCAGGCGCUUGACGAGGUAGCCGAGGAGUUCGACGCGACGUCGGCUGUCGACCCGGCGGUUCUCAAGAUGAGGUACGAUAGGCUGAAAGCUAUGGGUGCGGAGGUGAUGGUGUUUUCGGGGGAAGCUGCGUCACAGUUCGAAAGGUUUCACGCGCUUUGGACGUUAUGUACGAGCAAUGCAGUCGUGUUGAUUUGCGUCCUGGCCCUGCUUUACCCGGUCUUGCUCGUCUAUUACUAUUUUUCGUUGGAGUCUCUGGUUAAGGCUUUCAUUACCGUCUUUGUUUUUAAGUGGGUUAACUUCACGUUUAAUCGGUUGGAUCUGCCUUCUGCCUUCAAGAACUUCUUCAGAAGAUUGCCUAACAAAGAACACCUCAUGAUGUGACCGACCCUUGUCAAAGGAGAUUUUGUUUUUGUUUUUUUUUU